GGGGCGGCGCUGGCCCAGCCCCGGGAGCUGUCCCCCGCCGCCGCGCAGUGCCUGGAGCACGAGUGUUUCGCCGUGUUCUGGGCGUCCCGGCCCUUUUCGGAAGCCAGCGAGGGCUGCCAGCGGGGCGGCGGGCACCUCAUGACCGUGCGCUCCACCGUGGCCGAGGAGGCGAUCGCGCUGCUGCUGCAGAACCGCGUGGGGCGGCUCUGGCUGGGGCUGUCGCUGUCGCCCUCCUUGUCGUGCACCGAGCCCAGCCGGCGGCUCCGCGGCUUCCGCUGGGUCACGGGCGACCGCAGCACCGAUUACACCAACUGGGCUCCGUCGGGGCAGCGCUGCGGCGAGCGCUGCGUGACCGUGUCGCGGGACCUGCGCUGGGAGGAGCGGCGCUGCGAGGAGGCGGCCGACGGCUUUCUGUGCCAGUACAGCUACGGGGGCAGCUGUCCCCGCCUGGCGGCCCCGCACGCCUUCCCCGUCACCUACUCCACGCCGUUCGGAGCCCGCGCGGCCGAGUUCCUGGCGCUGCCGCCGCGCAGCACCGCGCUCAUCCCCGCGCUGGGGCUGGAGCUGCGCUGCGAGGGCGAGGACAUCGACGACUGCGCCAGCGAGCCCAGCCCGUGCGAGCACCAGUGCGUGAACACCAAGGGGGGCUUCGAGUGCCGGUGCCACAGCGGCUACAGCAUGGUGGAGGGGCGCUGCCAGCCCCUGCCGCCCUGCUGGAAGACUCCGUGCCAGCAGCUCUGCCAGGAGUCGCCCCAGGGCUACCGCUGCGGCUGCCACCCGGGCUACGCGCUGGACCCGCGGAAUUCCACCCUCUGCCGCCCGUACUGCAACGCCACCGAGUGCCCGGCGCUGUGCGACGACAGCGGGGACUGCUUCUGUCCCGAGGGCUUCUUGCUGGACGGCGACGAUGUGUGCGCGGACAUCGACGAGUGCGAGAGCGACCACUGCCCCUUCAACUGCACCAACACGCCCGGCGGCUACCAGUGCCACUGUCCCCAGGGCCACCAGUUCCUCGACUCCGACUGCGUGCCCGUCCCGCCCGAGGAUGUCGAGGAAGAGCUCUCGGGGGAUUUCGAGCCCUUCCUGCCCACCACGGCCGUGCCCAGCCGGCCGCCGCCCUGCUUCUGUCCCGAGGGCUUCUUGCUGGACGGCGACAAUGUGUGCGCGGACAUCGACGAGUGCGAGAGCGACCACUGCCCCUUCAACUGCACCAACACGCCCGGCGGCUACCAGUGCCACUGUCCCCAGGGCCACCAGUUCCUCGACUCCGACUGCGUGCCCGUCCCGCCCGAGGAUGUCGAGGAAGAGCUCUCGGGGGAUUUCGAGCCCUUCCUGCCCACCACGGCCGUGCCCAGCCGGCCGCCGCCCAAAGCGGAGGGGCUGCACCCCGGGGUGCUGGUGGGCAUCGCCGCGGGUGCCCUGCUGAGCCUGCUGGCCGUGGUGGCCCUGGGCUACCACCUGGCCAGGAAGCGCUGCCGCUCCCACGGCUCCAUGGAUUACAAGUACGGCGGCCCACGCGAGAAGGAGCUGGGGCUGCAGCCCGUGCCCUCUGCACAGAAGCCGUAGGGAGGGACAGAAGGACAGGACGGGAACAGCGAGGCCGAAGUGGGCGACAUUUAUCCCCCCCCUUGCUCCCUCCCCGCUGCCCCCCCGGCUGGAAUUUUCGGGAAAAGCUGCGAUCACCCCAUCACUCGCAGAAAUGCUGCUGGUUCCCAGCCGGCUCUCGGAAUGCUGGCGCCGGAGAGCGGGGACAGCAGAACACCCAGAGGCUGCUCCACUCCUCCCUCGGCGUCCAGCUUUUCCCUUACUCCGAGCCGGGAAAACCGCGAGGAAAAACCCAGGAGGGACGGCUCCGUGUGGAAGCGACUCUGGAUCCGUGGGAUGAGAGCACGGCGUGACCAAGGCGGGGACUUUGGAAGGACGCCUCGACCCAAAUCCCCCUCUCCUGGGCCGGGUGGUGUUCCCGAGCUGGGAGGUUCCUGCUUUUUCUUUGGGAUGGGGUUUGUUUGUCUUAAGCUGAGGGAGGGAGGAGCAAAGAUGUCGUGGGAAGCACUUGUCACCUCGAGCCACUGGUGACAGCAGGGACCCGGCUCGGUGUCACCAAGGCGGGACUCGAAUUCCUGGUUCCUAUUCCCUCCCACUAUUAUUAUUAUUAUUUUGUUGUUGUUGUAGUUUUUUGCGGGAUGUGGAGGUUAAACAGGGACACGAAGGCUGCCGGGGUGGGUUUGCAUUGCUGCAGAGCCACGUCCAAUUCCUUCCAUAAAUUGCCUCCAAUUGUUGGAUUUGGGAUAUUUUUACGAGCCCCUCCUGCCCACAGGGAUUUUUCCCCGUUCCCUCGUGCAGGGCUGACUCUGUCCCAAGGGCAAAACAUUCCCACGGGGCGGGAUCCAGCGCGCCGCUCAUUCCCAGCCACGGACUGGGGCGCGGCGGGGGGUGGAAUUCUGGAGAAGGAUCCGGUUUUCCAGCUCCAUCCUUCCCUGGGGAGCCAGAGGGGGUCCUGCUCCGGCUGCCGCGGGCUCUGGCAGCUUUAUGCCGGUGAAAUAUUAUCCCAGAGCAGCAGAAGUCUUGGAAGCCUAGGAUCAGUGCCAAGGGGUUCUGUCCCCCCACAUUCCCCCUUCCCGCCCUGUGAACUUCCCAGCACUCGGCACCCCCCACCCUGGAAUGCUAAAGCUCCGCUUCCAAUUCCCAGGAAAAUCAAAAUAGAGGCGUUGCAGGAAUUGUGGUUGUCCCAAAAGGUCGUUAUCCCGAAGGCUGGGUAGCUGGAGGGUCGUGUCCAUGGAUCCCUUGGGAUGGAUUAAAGUGGAACCACAUGGAGCGAGGGCUGCAAAUCUGCGGAUGUGUCAGGUUUAUUUUAGGGCGUUUUGGCUGCAGUGGGAAGGAGGGAGCUGUUGUGAUUAUCCAUAAUUAUCCCGUGCUUAUCCAGAAAGAGAUAGCAAAAUAUAAAGGUGUCAACUCAGGAAAAUAUCCAAGGAAAAGGAUGAGGUUUGAGAGUGGUUUUUAUCCAGCUCAACCCCAAGCUCCUUCCUGGGUGGAUCCGAGGUUUUGCCACCACACCCCCAAAAAUCUCCUCCUCCCCUCCCCCUUAUCUCAAAAUCCCACUGCGGAGUUUUAUCUUAUCACAAAUUCCUUCCUUAUGGAGUCCUGAAUUCCCGGCACUCCCUGUUUUAUCCUCCCCCCACCCGCACCCCCGUGUCCGUUUGUAAAUCCUUAUUUAUUUCUUGGAAUUUUACCCUGCGUGCUGGAAUUGUCUCGUGGAGAUCCUGUGUGGACGCCAAUAAAGCUUUGCCAGUCUGGUUUA
Ficedula albicollis (Collared flycatcher) is the source of this 3298-nucleotide messenger RNA. RefSeq names its product thrombomodulin. The annotation marks the transcript as partial. NCBI's taxonomy places the organism in Eukaryota, Metazoa, Chordata, Aves, Passeriformes, Muscicapidae. The record is from RefSeq and is a predicted model, not a curated record. Gene Ontology annotation, biological process: cell migration. Gene Ontology annotation, cellular component: external side of plasma membrane; extracellular matrix; membrane. The transcript is spliced from 2 exons. Gene Ontology annotation, molecular function: extracellular matrix protein binding; calcium ion binding; transmembrane signaling receptor activity.